AUGCUUACUUUAUACGUGAUCAUCAAUUUUUUCAUCAUUUUUCUUAUCAUACCGAUCAGAGCUAACAAAACAACCAAUCAACGAUGUAAUCAACUAUUGACUUGUGCAGUGAGAAAAAAAUGUCUAAAGAUAUCAUACAUUAUCAAUCGAUUCAAUGAUUCAAUCAUUAACAAAGAAAUGUACAAUGAUUUGGAUAAAAGUAUCGACUAUGGCUGUAUAUUUACAGUUGGUUGUUUAGAUGAAUGCAACAAUUGUCCAAUUUGUAAAUUAAGUAAAGAACAAUUAAUUGAUGUUUUAUCUGGUAGUGAACGAUCAUCUGAGAAUGAAUGUUCUGUUUUGGUGAAUUGUGCAACAAAAUGCAUUCAGCAAACAAAUUUUAAUUUUAUUAAAACUAAUUACUGCUUACGACAUCAAUGUGCUUAUCAUUGUUUUGAUGGUUCAUGUCCAACAUGUAGUGCUUUUGUCACACGAAUUUUUAAUCAAAUUUGCAUAAAGGGUAAUUUACGAAAAAGGAUUAAUUUUAAGGGUCAAUGCUAUGAAAUGUUUCGUGAAAUAGUUUACAAAAAAUUUGAAAAGAAAUUUAAGGAAGCAGAUCGAAGACCAGCUAUUGAUAUAAGAACUAAUUUAUUAUGGUCCAAUUGA
Messenger RNA from Brugia pahangi, 642 nucleotides. The record is from the annotation of a GenBank genome assembly. Lineage: Eukaryota; Metazoa; Nematoda; Chromadorea; Rhabditida; Onchocercidae.